AUGUUGAUGGCCAACUCGCACGAGCGCGGUCCAUACAACCUAGUCCCCAAAACCAAGGAUAGUUUGGCCCUCCUACUCUCACAGCCCAACACUCGAUGGUAUGAAAGCAAGAUGCGCAUGUCCAUGCAGUGUUUCGACUAUCUAGUGCAACUGCUCUCAACCGACGAGGUGUUCGUGCGGAAGCCUACCGGUCGACCGCAACGGGCUGUACGCGAGCAAGUCGCGAUUUUUCUGCAGUACAUGGGCGACCCUAGCACCAAAUUGGGGUCCGCGGUCAACACGGGUAUAGGCGAGGGCUCGAUUUACCACUACGUCGACCGCGUUGCCGAUGCCCUCUACCAUCUGUUGCCCCAAGUGAUCCGUUGGCCGACGGGCGCGGAAGCGGCUCGCGUCGCGGACGCGUUCGAAGUGGACAAUUGUGUAGGGGUUAUAGAUGGGACUCUUCUUCCACUGGCUACAGCUCCUCCCUUGAGACAGCGAAUGUCAUACUUCAACGGGCGUAAAAAAAUGUAUUGCGUAAGUUGCUAGUACUACAUCGCUCCCGACCUAUCUCCUUGAUUUAAGAUCGAUGGUCACUUGAGGUUCGAUACUCGUCUCUCCGCGACCAUAUGUGUAUCGCUGAUCCCGUUGCAAACUUCCUUAUCUCAGCUUAACAUGCAGGCAACGGUCGACGACAAAAAACGAUUCACUUCAGUCGACGGCGGUUUCACCGGCGUUUGACACGAUAGCGACAUAUUUCGAAAGUCUCAGAUUUGGCGUUGGCGCGACGUCUAUUUCCCUGACGAUACAUUCAUACUCGGCGAUAAAGGUACAUACUGCUCUGUGGGGCGACCGCACCGACGGGGCGAUGAACUGAACAAGCUGUGUUGUGUUCUUUGUAUGUGGCCAUUGCAGGCUACCCGCAGUCCGCUCUUCUCAUCACGUCGUUUAAUCAGAUCAAACUGAACGCAAUGGGCCCCCUGUCGCAACGGAAGGCAAUCGUGUUCAACAAAACCUUCAGCUCGAAGCAAAUCGUGGUCGAGCAGGUGUUUGGCGACCUCAAGAACAAGUUUCGGUGGCUCAAACUUUUAGCGGGUGUCUAUCACACGCCUAUGUGGAAGUAUGUUGGUGCUUUGAUGGUGCUUCACAAUCUUCUGAUUGACUGGAGAGACGAGGACGGGCCGAUGGUCGAAUGGGAACUGGGAGGGCGGCAGGGAGAACCACCAUUUAUUCGACCUCUUACUCCGGAAGACGAAGCGUUCAUUCGAGAACGUGCUCGGCGGCCCAUAGGUCAAAUGGCUGUGCGCCCGGAUGAUGCCGCGAAGGGCAAGAGGCUGCAAGAACGUGUGAAGAGGGCCUUUGAAAGCAAUGCGUAG
This is a messenger RNA of Microbotryum saponariae, 1355 nucleotides long. The record is from the annotation of a GenBank genome assembly. NCBI's taxonomy places the organism in Eukaryota, Fungi, Basidiomycota, Microbotryomycetes, Microbotryales, Microbotryaceae.